Messenger RNA from Arachis stenosperma, 870 nucleotides. RefSeq lists its product as uncharacterized. The transcript has 2 exons. The record is from RefSeq and is a predicted model, not a curated record. Lineage: Eukaryota; Viridiplantae; Streptophyta; Magnoliopsida; Fabales; Fabaceae. The coding region runs from base 1 to 870 and encodes 289 amino acids. Gene Ontology annotation, molecular function: nucleic acid binding; zinc ion binding.
AUGCCUGAAGCGUCAGGGAAUACUCCUAACCCAGUAGACUUCAUGGCUGCUUUAGGCAAUAUGGCAGCAACAAUGCAAGCGACAGCUGAAGCCUUGGGAAAUCAAAUUAAUAAUGGAAACAAUGGCAAUAAUGGUGAUAAUGGUCCAAUGUCGCUCUCUUCCUUCUUGAAGGUUCACCCUCCGACUUUCAGAGGAACCUCAAUCCUACUGAUGCUGAUAACUGGAUACAGGCUAUUGAGCAGGCAUUACAUGCUUAGCAGGUUCCUGAUGAACAGUGAGUUGUGUUUGGAACCUACCAGCUGCAUGGUGAAGCUUAGCAUUGGUGGUAGGGGUCAGAUGACCAUCACUGAGUACACAAGUAAAUUUGAGGAAUUGUGCCGCUUUUCACACAUCUGUCAGGGAACUCGUGAGGACUUUGCUGAGUGGAAGUGCAUAAAGUAUGAAGGAGGCCUUUGGAGUGACAUUCAGAGCUUUGUAGCACCUAUGGAGAUUCGGGUGUUCUCUGAACUUGUGAAUAAGAGCAGGGUGGCUAAGGAUUUUGUCAGAAGGGCAGCAGCAGAAAAAGGGAGUAUGAGGAUGCCAUUCCAGAGGACCAUAGGGAGGAAUUUUGCACUUAGGGGCAGACAGUUUAAGCAUGGCGGCUUUGUCCCUCAAAACAAUCAGGGACAAGGCAACUUCAAGAGGCCUAAUACCAAUGCUAAUCAGGGAAGGAGACAGGGGAAGCAGCCACAGAAGGAUAUGAGUUGCCACAGAUAUGGGAAGUAUCAUUCAGGGCCAUGCAGGUUUGAGAUCGGAGUCUGUUAUUCCUGUGGACAGCCUGGACACUUGGCUAACAGUUGCCCAGAGAAGAAGAGGUAUGAGACAGGCUGA